Molecule: messenger RNA, 593 nt
Organism: Cajanus cajan (pigeon pea)
Lineage: Eukaryota; Viridiplantae; Streptophyta; Magnoliopsida; Fabales; Fabaceae
Source: RefSeq, a predicted model, not a curated record
GCUUCAAACAAAACAAACCAAACUUUUCUAACGCAAACUUUCUCUCUCCUUCUGCACGCCACAUCUUCCCAUCAUGAAGAAGUCCGGCCUCCUCGCCGCCUCCGUCGCCGCCGCCUCCGCCACCGCUGCCUCUAUCUCCUCCUCUUCGCAUCAGGUUUUCUUUCUAACUCCUUCGAUUUUCCGUGGCUUCCGUUUUGUUGCGUGAAACUCGUGUGAGAAAGUGAAACUUUUUUCGCAGGAUGAGAGGCGAGGCCACGAGAACAACACUUCGUCGCAGAAUUCGUCUUCUACGGAGAAAUUCGCUCCCAGAUUCGAUGGCUUGCGCUUCAUUGAAACCCUCGUAACUGCCCAUAGAUGAGCUUCACUUCCCCCAAUUCUCACCCUCCACCUUCAUCUUUUUUUUUUCUUUUUUUUUUUCAAUUUCGCCCUUUAGAGACCAAUUCAUCUAUGUCAAAUUUUUCAUAUUUUUUAUUCUUAGGAGAAUUAAUGAGAAAAAAAAUAUUGUAAUUUUACGGGAUUAUACUGUACUUUUCUUAUUUGCCCUUUCUCGGAAAUUAAAAAAAAAAAAGUUUGAGUUUUUAGGUUUCUGCUUA